Molecule: messenger RNA, 4374 nt
Organism: Macrosteles quadrilineatus (aster leafhopper)
Lineage: Eukaryota; Metazoa; Arthropoda; Insecta; Hemiptera; Cicadellidae
Exons: 6
Coding region: 30-1121 (363 amino acids)
Source: RefSeq, a predicted model, not a curated record
GUGCUGCUGCUGAACUCCGCUGAGUCGAGAUGACACCAGUGUUCUCGGCAGUCCCGCUGCUGGCGGUUGUGCUGAUGAUGGUACGACUGUCCGUCGCUGUGGCCGCCUACCCCCAGUACUCCAAGAGCCACUACUCUCGCUCGCUCUGGACUCCUCUACCUCUCAACUACUACUACCCUCCACGAUCCACAAGGCCGAUCUACUACCCAGACUCUGACUACUACUAUCCCCAAGAGCCUCCCAGCUACUACCCGAUCUACCAGUCCGUCAUGCCUAACUACUAUCUGGACCAGCAGAGGCCCUACUACUACGGAUACGAUGAUGUUACAGAUCCAGUAGAAGACGUUCCAGAGGAAGUUGAUAUGGAGGAAGGAAGCGAAAGAGGAGAAGCUGCUCCUUAUGGCCAGGAGAUGUGGUACCAGGACUCGAGACUACAGGAUAGCAAUGCUGACGUCAACGCUAGAUUCCUGCAGAACCUGAUCCUUGCACAGAUGUACAACGAUGCUAACCGAAGGUUCCCGGUAAGAGAAGAAGAAGAAAGUGACCGCUGGGUGUACGGAGAGCCGGUGAAGACGAGCAAGACAAAGACCAUCUCUAAGGAAGAUGAGGAUGUGAGAGAACUGAAGAGUCUUGUCCGAGGACCAGAGAGAGAAAAGAUUAUGGCUGGGACUGAACGAAUGGAGAGAUCUGACAAGAAGAGAAAGAACAGGAAGGAGGAGAACAUCUUUGCCGCUCAGUCCAAGGCCAACGACUGGAGUGAAUUCAGAUCCAGUCAAUACAAGAGGAACAACAACGACAUUAAGUUCUCCAGUCGCAAGUCCAAGACGUCGACCACCGCAGCUCCUCCAGAGGCGACCCCAGCGCCAAUGCGAGGUCAGAAGGAGGUCGUCCUGCCUCGACCAGCCAACCCAGCCCGAGCUCCGGACUUUCAGAAGUUUGUGAACGUUAGGAGUGAGCCACGACGACACGAGCCUUCGGUCUACGACACCAUCAAGAGGUUGCUGCACAUGGAGGACAAACUGGAUGAGGCCGAGCCCGAGAGCCGACUGAAGAAGAGGUCCUACAUCCCAAGCGAGGAGUCCCUAGUGGCUCAACUAGGAGGCCUGAAGAAGAUGGCCUAAUUCUCUGGCGGAAGAAAACCAGAGGCCUAAACAUUGACAACGGCUUUAACUGACCCGCCCAACGAAUCACUGACGUACACUGAUCACAACUACACCUCACUAAGAGACAAUACAAACAUAAUUCCCCUGUAAGGCAAUAUUAGACUGCGACUCGAGCAGUUAGUGGAAAAUCUUCAGUCAAACCUAACCUAACAGAUUUCCAAGAUGGUCGUGCAUUGAUUGCGCAAAAAGUUCUUUAAUUGCGCCAAGCCCUCAAAGGGUCCAAAAAAAUCUUUCUUGGUUGCGCCAACCUCAAGCCAGGUAGGGGUGAGUUGCCGGCCGAAGGAAUGUUCUUGGUUGCGUGUCAUCCUAACCUACCCUAACCUAACCUACUAAAGUCAAAGAGAGCCGCCAUUUGGUGAAGUUAGCAACUCAGAUCAGUUUGCGCAAUUAAUGCCCGCCCUCCAAAACAAUUUACUAAAUUCAAAAAUUUCGAUUAAACUAAUUUAAAACUUAUUUAGAGCACUUUCAAAUUUUUAGAAAUUUUAGGCCUAGUUGCAUUAAAAAAAAUUGUAAGUAGAGGUUUAGGUUUGACUAUGUGAAUGAACUUUCAAAUUUGGCUGUGUAAUUAGUUUCUGAAGUGAAUUUAUGUUGUGAUAAUUUGUACCGCACAUGUAUGUUACUAGCCAACACAUCUGUGCUCUGUUUGCACUACAAAACUACCUGAAAGUCACUACUGUCAAAGUUCCACAUUAAAGCAGUCUUGUGAUAUUUUACUGACAAAGUUUGCUGUUUUACAAUAAUAAUAUGUGUGUUGUCCUUUAAGUAAUCUUUGAAGUUCGUUAACCAGUUCUUGAGGCAAGAUCAAACUAAUUUGUAUAUUGUUUUAUCAAGGCAAUGUUAAGUUGAAAUAUUAAUUUUGAACAAACUUGAUAAAUUUGAUAACUGAAUCUGGUUAAAUAUAUUUUUAAAUUGUAUGUACAUAAUUUAACCCAGUAUAAUAGUUUUUGUACAUAACAUUUUCAAUAUUGGCUUUGUUUAUUAAAAAAAAAACAUAUUCUUGGUUAAAAAAAAUUGACAUCAGUUCUUUUUGUAUACAAAUCUGUUAAUUUACAUAGAAAUAAAUGGUUGUAAUCGAUAUACUGAACUAGGAUGAUUUUCUAAAUAAGUAGUUUUGUAUAAAGAAACAGUGCGCUUCCACAUAAAAUAUAAUAAAAUAAAAAUAAUAAAAAUAUAUUUGUGAUUUGCCAUUUUUCGUCUCAGUUGCACAACAGCUCUAACUUCGGUCAAUUCUUGUUGGUAUCUAAUGUAUAUUAUAGUCAGUGUAUAUAUUUUUGUUCUUCAUUUUUUCAAUUAUUUAAACUGCCUUUUACACAGCUCUAGCCUAUGUGUUGAAGCUCGUGAUGAUUUGUGUAUAGAAUAGAUAAUGAUUAAUGAUAAUUAUUUUACACUGACCAGUUUUACUUAAUGUACAAAAUGUUCAAAACUACAAAAAUUACGAAAAUAAACUAAGUAUACUGAAAAGAUAAAUUUUUAUACAUUACGUAAUAUAUUGUCAUUUUGGAAUAUUAAAAUCAUGAAUUACCAACGAAUGAUCUAUAUUAGAAAAUUAGUUUCAAAUUGAGCUUGAAUUGAGCAUUUAGAUUACUACGACCAAUAUUCUAAUGUUAUACGAGAAUAUUUUCCACAACAGGAUGUACAUUAAAUAAUAAUUGGACUUUUGCAGGUUCUGAUUCACGAAAACCCGAAGAUUAAUUAAAUAAAUGUACAAGUUCGUGAAUCAACCCCUGUAUUUACUGACUGAUAGAUGCCCUCGAAUAUAGGAGAGAGAGAGAAUACACUCUGAUACAAAAAAACCCCUUUGGAAUUACCCGUGCAUAUUGUUUAGUUUAGAAUACGUUAAGAUAUUAUCGUUAUUAUGUGUGCUUCAGUAUUUUUAUUUCAAUAGUUCUAAAUUGUGACAUAGUACUCUUUAUGCAAAUUAAACAGUUCUAAAUAAGUAGCCAUUUUUAUCUGUGACAACUUAACGUAUCGUGGCCACGUUGAAAAUAUGUAAUAGAGCAUAUUUGUGGCAUACUUGCCAGAUUCAAAUCUAAAUAUAUUAAAAAUCACGUUUUGUUUUGCUAUUUAGUUAUUCAGCUUUUUGUUGCAUGUGGACAAAAAGUCUACGACACCCAAAAAUUCAGUGUUUUGUACAUGUUGGAUAUUAUGCAAAAACAAAUGUUAGCUCACGUUACACUAUUUGUUUCUGUGAAGUUAUUUAAGUGAUUCAGUGCAAAUAAAAGUUCAGUAAAAAGUAUAAAAUUAUGAGCUAGCAUUUGUUCACAAGGGUGGCCCUCUCUGGCAGUGUUUACGAUUACAAUUAUAGCCGGCUUCUGACUGAAAGAGAUGACAGUUUUACAAAUUCAACAAAAUUACCACUACUAAAAAAAUCUUUGAAUCUAUAGCAUGUAGAAAAUUUCACCGAAACUAAAACAAUGUUAAACAAAUUCAAAUUCAUUCAAAAAUCACUUUAAAAACGAUUUGGCUGGCUUUAAAUUUACUUGUGUCAUCGCAAACAUUAAAUAUUAGAACGCAAAAUGGCUCCUCUCCAGUCAGAAGUCCCCAUUAAGACUGGUAGAUUUCCUAUCGUUCGCUUUUCUAGGUUCCCUUUGCAAGGCUGGUAUUUCACAGUCAAUUGCUGAGUUUCUAAAGCUAUGGCCUAUUUCUUGCUCAACUCAUGCAUUUUGCUUUGCAAAAACCUUCGGAACCUCUCCUUUCGUAGACUAAAUCGACUAACAUUCCCUGUUGUUUAAUUUUCAAAUAUUCAUAUAAUUUGACAUGGUCGAAUAUUAUUUCGAUGAAUCCUAAUGGGUUUAGUUACUAAUAUUUGAACUUUUAAAAUAACUGUAGACAUUAUUUUCAUACUUUUUAUUGCACGGUGAUAAAAUAACCUAAAAUCGCAUAAUUCAAAAACUUACAGAUAAAUAUAUUUUACUUAGACCAAAAACUAAAACGUAGACUUACGAUUAUUUUCUCUACACAUCGCGCUAUCGCAUUUAUUUUUCUAGAUCCCUUUGCCUAGAUCGGGGCUAGCGCUUUGCACUAGACUUUACCUAUCUGAACAUAUCCUGUGCUUAUAUAUAAAUAUAUCGAUGUUACUUUUUAUAUGAAGUUGUUGUAUAUAAUAUUUACGUAUUAUAUUUUGAUAAUUAACAAAUAUAGAUUUGUAUAAAAAUAAACUAAUGUGUUGAACCCAGAUUGUAUCGUUGUACCAAUUUCGUUUAUAAACGAA